UUUCAGAUGGCCCACACGAAGAGGAGGCUAGUUUACGCUUCCAUUCUCAUGAUGGGCGCACUCUGCUUGUACUUUAGCAUAGAGAGUUCUUUCAAAGAACUCCCGUUUGUUUUCAAGAAAAGUUACGGGAAGUUUCUUCAGCUUCCGGAUAUAGACUGCAAGCAGAAGCCGCCUUUCCUCGUGCUGCUAGUGACGUCAUCCCACAAGCAGAUAGCCGCUCGCAUGGCCAUCCGCAAGACGUGGGGUAGAGAGACAUCGGUGCGGGGCCAACAGGUGAGGACCUUCUUCCUUCUGGGGUCCUCAGAAAGCACCGAGGACAUGGAUGCCACAGCCCUGGAGAGCGAGCAGCACCGCGACAUCAUCCAGAAGGAUUUCAAGGAUGCCUAUUUCAACUUGACCCUGAAGACCAUGAUGGGUAUGGAAUGGGUCUACCACUUUUGUCCUCAGACAGCUUUUGUGAUGAAAACGGACUCAGACAUGUUUGUGAAUGUUGAGUAUCUGACCGAACUGCUGCUAAAGAAAAACAAAACGACCAGGUUCUUCACAGGCUACAUAAAGCCCCAUGAUUUUCCCAUCAGAAAUAAGUUCAACAAGUGGUUUGUCAGUAAGUUCGAGUAUCCCUGGGACAGGUACCCACCAUUUUGCUCCGGAACUGGUUAUGUCUUUUCCAGUGAUGUGGCGAUCCAAGUAUACAAUGUAUCAGAGAGUGUUCCGUUCAUCAAGCUGGAGGAUGUGUUCGUCGGGCUCUGCCUGGCCAAGCUGAAGAUCCGGCCGGAGGAGCUCCACACCAAACAGACCUUCUUCCCUGGUGGUUUACGCUUCUCUGUGUGCCGCUUUCAGAAAAUUGUGGCGUGCCAUUUUAUGAAGCCCCAGGACCUGCUCACUUACUGGCAGGCACUGGAGAGCUCGAAAGAAGAGGACUGUCCUGCUGUCUGA
Grammomys surdaster is the source of this 936-nucleotide messenger RNA. RefSeq names its product beta-1,3-galactosyltransferase 5 (gene B3galt5). The transcript has a single exon. Gene Ontology annotation, cellular component: membrane. The record is from RefSeq and is a predicted model, not a curated record. The coding region runs from base 7 to 936 and encodes 309 amino acids. Gene Ontology annotation, molecular function: N-acetyl-beta-D-glucosaminide beta-(1,3)-galactosyltransferase activity. NCBI's taxonomy places the organism in Eukaryota, Metazoa, Chordata, Mammalia, Rodentia, Muridae.